AUGUCUGUCACGUGUACAGAGACUUUGCCCGGUCUGAGGGGAUCCACCCCAAUGUCUCCCCGUCCCAACAGCAUCGGCCUGAGCCGCUCCCGCACGUUCGGGCUCGACGACCCGUUCGACCCACGCUCCGGAGCUCUUGGUGAAGGUUCCGGGGUACCACCUGGCCGCCACUUGCUGGAGGAUCGGAUGGCUCCGUUGCCCUCCCUUUGCCUCGUGAUGUACUCCGGAUUCCUGGCAACUUUGGCCUUGGACAUUGUGGUCACAACGGCCGACGAGUAUUCCAAAAGACUUGGGGCAGGGGCGAUGUUCAGCGGAUUGGUUAUGGCUUUGACACCGCUCCUCCAGGGCUUGGUCGGGGUCCCUCUCAAUCGCUGGAUGUUGAAAUCAGCUUCGAUGAAGACCGUGAGUAUUCUCAUGGCUGCUGGCAUGGUCGUGGGCAACAUCAUCUAUGCUCUUGCGGGGCUCAUGCACUCCAAGCAGGCUGUCCUUGUUGCACGGGCCCUUAUCGGCAUCUGUCAGUUUCAACUAGGUCCGCCAAUCUACAUUGCCGACGCUGUUGGCGUCAAGAAACGGACGCCGGUGAUGUUUGUGUACUCUGCGGUGGCUACUUUGGGGCUUGCGGCGGCUCCAGCCAUUUGUGGCUUGCUGGAAACCUUCCUGCAUGAGCUGCGGAUUCAUAACUUGGUGUUGGACUCAGAUACUGCCCCUGGUUGGUUCAUGGCCGUUGUGUACUUCUCCUACCUGUUGAAGGUGGUCUUCUUUUUCGAGAACCCGGAGGAAUCGGCCUCGCAGGACACCAGUCCUGGUCCUGCAGAAUCCCCAGUCGAGAAGCGAGAGUCAUUAUGGACGACCGGGUUUCUGUUAUGCCUGUUGGCAGGGUUUGCGAGCACUAUGACAAACAUCGGAUGCAUCGUCUAUUUCACGCAACUUUCCCAGCACACCUGGCACUGGAACUUGGCCCUUAGCUCCUGGGGUCUCGCAGGGCUGAUGGCAGUCGUGUGCGUCUUCUCUCUGGGAAGCGGCGGGCUUGUGAAACUCGUGGAAGACAGGAAGGGCCUGCAGCUGAGCUCAUUAUCAACUGCCAUUUUCUCCAUACUUGCCUUCCAGUACAUGCCGAGCUGGUCCGCAGCAACGAUCGCUCUUACAUUCGUUGGUUUGUGUCUCAUCCUGACUGCGAGCAGUGUGGUCAAGAACUAUGCCUAUGCGCUUACGCCGAAGAUCGUGGCACCUCUCAUGAAGGAUCGGGCCGCAUCGUGGCUCAUGCUGGCGCUCACUUUGGGUCGAGGUGUCGGCGCGCAAGUUGGAGUGUUGUUCACCCCGGUCUCCUUUGCAGCUACCAUGCUGGGCACAUAUCUUUUGCUGUUUGCUCUUGUUUCUGUCUUCAGAUCUCGAAUGAAGCAGCAUGCCAAGGCCGUCUAG
Molecule: messenger RNA, 1419 nt
Organism: Symbiodinium sp. CCMP2592
Lineage: Eukaryota; Dinophyceae; Suessiales; Symbiodiniaceae
Source: the annotation of a GenBank genome assembly